AUGCCUGAAGGUCCAGAUGUCAGCUUGGAAUUUGGAACCAUUAAUGUCCUGGAUAAUAAGCAGCAAGUCCUGAGUCUGCAGAACAAAGGCUUAUAUGACAUUGAGUACAGUUUCAAGCUGACCACUGGAAGUGCCAAGAGGGGUGACUUGGAAUCUCCCUUCACUGUCCGGCCGCAGAGGGCUGUGCUGAAAGCCUCCCAGCCACCUGUGAAAGUUGAGGUCCUCUUCCACCCCACGACUGAAGUGUUUCUCGAGAGCAAACCCAUCCUGCUCUGCCAGGUCAUUGAUCUCAAAUCGGGUCAAGGAGGCGAGACCGUUGCCACCAUCCCAGUGAGGGUGUUGGCGAGAGCUGUGUACAGCAAGUACAGCAUCGAGCCUGCCUCGCCCAUUGACUUUGGUGCCAUGGUUAAGGGCACCAAGAAGAGACAGGUCUUAAUUGUGGAGAACAAAGGCGCCCUUAACUUCAAAUUCCUCAUCCGCCAAGCACCUCCACUGCAAAGUUCACAGCAAGAGGAAUCUGCCCCCUCAGUCAGGGAAAGAAAAUGCUCCACACAGGCUCAGCUCACUGCAGGCGUGUUCACGGUGUCCCCUUGCUCCGGCUCCGUCGGUCCUGGGAGCCAGCAGAAGAUCACAGUGGAUUGCAACACAGGAGCAGAGGGGAAAUGCGAGGAGCAGCUGUACAUUGACAUCAGCAACAGAGACCCCAAGGACAAUCCCCUCGGCAUUCCCUUUACCCUGACUGCCAAGUCCUGCUUCCCAGCGCUUGUUGAAGACGUCACGUCCAUCUUUGAGCAGUACCCGAUCCACAGCAACGUCAAUCUCCACCAGACGUUACAGUCGGUGCAAGGCCAACGGUGUGUUCAUCAGAGAUGAUAACAAAU
Molecule: messenger RNA, 881 nt
Organism: Pseudopipra pipra
Lineage: Eukaryota; Metazoa; Chordata; Aves; Passeriformes; Pipridae
Product: hydrocephalus-inducing protein homolog
Exons: 7
Coding region: 1-873 (290 amino acids)
Biological process (GO): cilium movement; axonemal central apparatus assembly
Cellular component (GO): axoneme
Source: RefSeq, a predicted model, not a curated record